GCGAGCUCUAUCUACGGCAGCAGUGUGACAGUUGAAGCGCCGCUCUCUCCUCCAGCCCGCUUGUCGUCGUCGUGUUGUGUGGAACGCAAGGAGGAGACGCGGCGGCCAUGGUGGCACCUGCUUCAGGGGCAGCGCGAAGUGCGCACAACGAUGUGGUUCCUAAGAAGAGGAAGGGGCCCGGUGCCCUGGCCACGGCCUACCUGGUCAUAUACAACGUGGUGAUGACAGCGGGGUGGCUCGUGAUAGCCGUUGGCCUGGUGCGUGCGUAUCUGGCAAAAGGAAGCCAUCACGGUCUUUAUUACUCGAUAGAGAAGCCCCUGAAGUUCUUUCAGACUGGAGCUCUGCUGGAGAUUUUACACUGUGCUGUAGGAAUUGUGCCAUCAUCGGUGGUACUCACAGGGUUUCAGGUGAUGUCUCGUGUGUUCCUGACCUGGGCGGUGACACACAGUGUGAAAGAGGUCCAAAAUGAAGACAGCAUUUUGCUUUUUGUAGUCGCCUGGACAGUAACUGAGAUAAUCCGCUACUCUUUUUACACAUUCAGCCUUCUAAAUCAUCUUCCUUACCUCAUUAAAUGGGCCAGGUACACUCUGUUCAUUGUUUUGUACCCCAUGGGUGUCGCAGGUGAACUGCUCACGAUCCACGCAGCUUUGCCGUACGUCCAGAAGACCGGCUUAUACUCUGUGAAGCUGCCCAAUAAGCUGAACUUCUCCUUCGAUUACUACACAUUCCUCACCCUGGUCAUGAUUUCCUACAUUCCAAUUUUCCCUCAGUUGUACUUCCACAUGUUGAGGCAGAGAAAGAAGGUGCUGGCAAGUGGAGAAGAACACAAGAAAUCCCACUAAGGCUGGCGUCGUCUGCCCCCUCGAGCCCCCCGGCGCACGGCAGAUGUGUCUGAUUAGUGUUAGUGUUCAGAAAUCCAAGAUAACCUGCUGUAAAGUGCGCUGGGUUUGGCUUGGCAGGAACUUUAGAAUCGAGUUCAUCGUUUGGUGUUGAUUCCUUGAAAGAGCGAACGCCGACUCCUCUGCGGUUUAAAAUAAUUUAUUUCAUGCCAGACUUUUAACAUUUCCCUUAGCUAUUUAGUUUGCUUCUUCAAGGUUGUCACAUUUUAAUUACAUUCCAAGCAUACAAAUGCAAAGAUUUGGUUUGCACACUUGACUUGAUUAUUUUUCUUUUUUAAUAAAUAAUCUUUCCUUUUACGUUUGGCUUUUGACACAAUGUCAUUUCCAGAACAGAUUACCUGUUGUUGAUAUUUUUUCCUGAAAAGGAAGUAAUUUUUAAGAAAAAUGAGCAUUUUGUACUCUGGGUAAUUUGUCAUUUAGUUUAUACUGUACACCAUAAGAUUAAAUAUAUAAAUAUAUAUAUAUUUUUUUUUUUUUACAGAUUAACAAUGCAAUUAAAUCUUGUAAGUAAUGAAUUACUGUACAUGCCAGCAACUUGUAUGUUUCAGUUAUAAUAUUUUGCUUCUUUAUAAUUGUAUGAAUAACGACCGAAAACAUUUGAUAUAAUGGAA
Messenger RNA from Polypterus senegalus (gray bichir), 1510 nucleotides. It is a transcript of the gene hacd2, whose product is annotated as 3-hydroxyacyl-CoA dehydratase 2. Gene Ontology annotation, cellular component: endoplasmic reticulum membrane. Gene Ontology annotation, biological process: fatty acid elongation; sphingolipid biosynthetic process; very long-chain fatty acid biosynthetic process. The record is from RefSeq and is a predicted model, not a curated record. The coding region runs from base 108 to 842 and encodes 244 amino acids. The transcript has 7 exons. Lineage: Eukaryota; Metazoa; Chordata; Cladistia; Polypteriformes; Polypteridae. Gene Ontology annotation, molecular function: 3-hydroxyacyl-CoA dehydratase activity.